AUGGUGAGUGAGAAAAAGCUGCUAGAUGAUCCUCUUGAACUAAGUCUAACUGAAGAUGAAUUGACGGAGCAAGAAGGACAAGAGGUCAUGGGGUAUGUGAAGUGGCUUGAUUCUUAUGGGCCUUUGAACAGAAGAUACUUUGAGGAAUUGGGAGCGGUUCUAAAAGAGCUGAAGCCAUCGACUGAAAAGCCCCCAGAACUUGAAUUGAAGGUGCUUCCUAGUCACUUGAGGUAUGAGUUUUUAGGUCAAGAUAAAAAACUGCCAGUUAUUGUUUCAGCUUCUCUCUCUGAUGUGGAAACUGAUAGACUUUUGAGGGUACUUCGAGCUCAUAACAAGGCCAUCGCUUGGACACUAGGAGAUGUUAAAGGAAUCAGUCCUUCAAUAAUGAUGCAUCGAAUUCUCAUGGAAGACAACGCCAAACCAACAAUUGAUGCUCAAAGAAGACUCAAUCCACCCAUGAAAGAAGUAGUCAGAAAAGAAGUAGUUAAGUGGUUGGAUGCUGGAGUUGCUUAUCCUAUUUCAGAUAGUAAAUGGGUUAGCCCGGUGCAAGUGGUCCCGAAGAAAGGUGGAAUGACGGUGAUCAAGAAUGAAAAGAAUGAGUUGAUUCCUACAAGAACGAUCCUUACGAUAGCUAUAGCACCUGAAGAUCAGGAGAAGACAACUUUCACAUGCCCCUAUGUGUUUGGUUCUUCCUUUGAUCAUUGUUUGGAAAACCUGGAAAAAGUACUAACAAGGUGCGAGAAGUCUAACUUGGUGUUAAACUGUGAGAAGUGUCACUUUAUGGUAACAGAAGGAAUUGUUCUUGGGCACAAAAUUUCAAAAGCAGGAAUUGAGGUGGAUAAAGCAAAGGUCUCAACAAUAGAAAAUUUGCCACCUCCAGUUUCUGUAAAAGGAGUGAGGAGUUUCCUGGGACAUGCUGGCUUCUACCGUAGAUUUAUCAAGGAAUUCUCUAAAAUCUCAAAACCUUUAUCGAGCUUACUUGUAAAUGGAGUUCCAUUUGAGUUCGGAGAAGAUUGUUUAAAAGCUUUCAAGAUUUUAAAGGAGAAAUUGAUUACAGCACUGAUAGUAACUUCACCAAAUUGGGGACUGCCGUUUGAGUUGAUGCGUGAUGCUAGUGACUAUGCCAUUGGAGCGGUUCUGGGUCAAAGAGUUGACAGACAAUCGGUACAUUCUUUUGUUGUUGAUUAUGUGUCUAAAUGGGUCGAAGCGUCAGCUACACCUCAAAAUGAUGGAAAGACAGUUCUCCGCUUCUUACAAAAGAACAUUUUUACUCGGUUUGGUACUCCUCGAGCAAUAGUAAGCGAUGAAGGGAGCCACUUUUGUAACAAGCAGUUUGAAGCACUUCUUUCAAGAUAUGGUGUUCGACAUCGAACUGCUUUACCAUACCAUCCCCAAAGUAAUGGCCAAGCUGAAAUCUCUAACCGAGAGAUUAAGAUGAUUCUGGAGAAAACAGGGAGAAAAGAUCACAUUACGGUGAAUGAGCUAGAUGAAUUUCGGAACGAAGCCUAUGAAAACGCAAAGAUAUACAAAGAGAGAACUAAAAAGUAG
Messenger RNA from Cannabis sativa, 1548 nucleotides. RefSeq lists its product as uncharacterized. Lineage: Eukaryota; Viridiplantae; Streptophyta; Magnoliopsida; Rosales; Cannabaceae. Gene Ontology annotation, biological process: DNA integration. Gene Ontology annotation, molecular function: nucleic acid binding. The record is from RefSeq and is a predicted model, not a curated record. The transcript has 5 exons. The coding region runs from base 1 to 1548 and encodes 515 amino acids.